UUUUCUCCCUCUUCCUUCCACUUUCCUCUCCUCACUUUCACAGUCCUUCUGGAACUAGCUUGUUGCUUUCGAUCAUCUCCACUGCCAGCCUCUGCUGCUCUACCAUCCCUUCCUCUAUCAAAACCAUCCUUGUCGUCGUUUAGAGAAGCUUUGAUUCCCUCAAACCCCAUUUUUCCCGGUCAGCUAUUGACAGAGAAAACUCAAAAAAUGAAACCCAAAAGAUCAAAAGCUAGCACAGAUAUAUCACUUUCUUCUCUUCAAAAAUCAAAAUCAAAAGUGUGCACAAAUAAAAUAUGAAAAGCUCACACAGAUCCAUCUUCCAGCUUCUCUUAUGCUUCUUUUUCAUCUUCAAUCUUCUUCUCUUUGUUAGCACAGAUCAAUGCCUGCCAUGUCUCUAUUUUUCUGAAUUUUAACUAAAAAAGAUUCAAUCUAGCUUCUCUCCUAUUCCUGUUUCUGUUUGAGUUUUUGUGUUUCAGCUUUCUUUGUAAUGCAUAGUCUCUAUCUUUUGUGGGUUUCAAUUCAAAAAAAUUCAAUUUUUCUUAUCACUUUUUGUUGUUUCUGGGAAUCUGGGUGGGUUUUUAAUUUCGUCUUUUGUCUUUGUUUUUCAACUUAAAAUAAUCAAUUUUUUUUUCUUAUUGAGAAUAUAGUCGAUGAACAGAGAAGGAAGGGAAAGUAUGAUACUGGGAGUGAAACUCUAUUUUUUUAUUCACAACACUACAAGUGCUUAUGUAUUAAGUACAACUCACUCACACACUGAGUUAGUUCACCCCGAGUUAGAAAACCCACUAACUUUACAUCUGAAUUACUCACUCCAAUACUUCUUUGGUUUCUGUUUCUGGGUUUUGUAAUAUACGAUGAUACGAAGGUGAAGGUGGGAAGGUAGAGGGUGCUGGAGAGGAAGACAUGGGAGAGGUUGAUGGUUGUGAUGGGCCCAGCUAUGGAGCAAGAAACGUGCGCUGGAGCUGGGAGAAGGGGCUGUAGGGAUUGUCAAAUUAUAUUUUUACCCUUUUAGCAUCCAACAAAUCCUAACCAUUCAAUUAAAGAAUAUUUUAAGAUUCUCAAAUCGAACGGUGAUUAAUCAUGGUGCAUUUUUAUUUACUAAUGUGUUAUUUUUUUUUUUGAAAGAAUUUACUGAUGUGUUAUUAAAGUGGUGUAAUUAGCAAAGAUAGGUUAAGAUGGUGUAAAUAGUAAUGAGUCAGCAAUUUCCGUUUAAUUUUGGAUGUCAACUUGACGGAGGGGCCCAAUUUUCACAAAAUGGAAGAUGAGGGAUUAAAAUCGCUCGUUUAGAACAUAAGGGACCCAAAUCGCACAAUGACAAUACAUCAGGGAUCAAAACUGCAAUUAAGCCUCUUUAAUUCUUCCAAACAAAAUGGCGCCGUAGCUACUCAGCCUCUCGGGUUUUGCCGCCGUUGAGAGCAAAAAAUGGCGCCGUUGAAAUCUCUGGAGAUAGAGUAUCCACUCGUUGACUCCAACUUCCAAAACUUCUGCGCCUCCCACGCCAUUUUCUCUGUUGAAGAUUUCCUCCUCCAUGAUCUUGACACGCUAAUCGCAUUUGCAUCGAAUCACCCCACUUCACAGAGACUGAAGCAGGGAAUUGAUCAGCUUCUCUCGAUAAUCGAUGCUCUGCGUCCGCCAUUGCUAACCGGUUCGCAGCUCUUGGCAGAUGCGAAACGGAAUAAGCAUGUUUUGUCCACUGGAUGUGAUGGGAUUGAUGCAUUGCUUGGAGGUGGAUUACGUGAAGGACAAUUAACUGAACUUGUUGGACCGUCCUCAUCUGGUAAGACACAGGUCUGCCUACUGUCUGCUGCAACUAUUGCAAGGCAUAAGAGUUCAGUUAUAUACUUAGAUACAGGAAACUCAUUUUCACCUCAGCGAAUUGCACAUUUUGUUGGUCAGUCAUAUGAUUCUGUCUCACACAAUCAGGCCGAUCAUAGACCUCUUCAAGAAGUUUUGGGCAGGAUAAUUUGCUACUCAGUGUUUGACAUAUAUCAGAUGUUUGAUGUGCUGCAUCGACUGAAGAUUAAUUUAAGAUCCGAGAUUGUAAAAUCAGAUCACCAUGUUCGAUUGCUUAUUGUUGAUUCAAUCUCUUCACUGAUUACACCCAUCCUUGGAGGCAGUGGUCCUCAAGGACACGCUUUAAUGAUAUCUGCUGGGUUUUUACUGAAGAAGUUAGCACAUGAGUAUAAUAUUGCGGCGUUGGUAACGAAUCAUGUUGUGGGUGGAGAAGACGGUAUCUCCAAACCAGCACUGGGAGAGAGUUGGAAGAGUGUCUCUCAUGUACGGCUUUUGCUGUCUCAUGAUAGUACAAGCAACGUCUGCAAUAUUUCAAUAAUAAAACAUCCAUCUAUGGCUUCUGGCAGGGCUGCAAGUUCUACUAUGUAUUUUUGACUGUUUUCCACAGUUGAUCAUAAUUAGAGAUGUUUUGUAUAUUCCGGUAUCAUAAACUCAUACUUAUAUUUGAGAGAUAAAACCUCUGUAAGAACCCUUUUUUAUGAAGCAAUUGCUUUGUUCA
This is a messenger RNA of Lotus japonicus, 2512 nucleotides long. RefSeq names its product DNA repair protein RAD51 homolog 4. The transcript is spliced from 10 exons. The record is from RefSeq and is a predicted model, not a curated record. Lineage: Eukaryota; Viridiplantae; Streptophyta; Magnoliopsida; Fabales; Fabaceae. The coding region runs from base 1423 to 2388 and encodes 321 amino acids. Gene Ontology annotation, molecular function: four-way junction DNA binding; single-stranded DNA binding; ATP-dependent DNA damage sensor activity. Gene Ontology annotation, biological process: reciprocal meiotic recombination; double-strand break repair via homologous recombination; DNA strand invasion. Gene Ontology annotation, cellular component: Rad51B-Rad51C-Rad51D-XRCC2 complex; replication fork; centrosome.